UGCAUGUGCCUGACUAUACGUCUGCUACUUUCAGCAGGACUUUGUUGACUUGUAAGUGAUCUCUCUAACACCAUUUCUCUGUCCACUGCCUUUCUCCGUCUGCUUCUCAGUCUUCACUCUGAUCCCAGUAUAGUUUGUUCUUGUCUACAUCUUUCUUGCAUUUCACUUCUAUUUCCUUUCACUCAUCUCUACACUCCUUUUGCUCUCUCUCUCUCUCUCUCUCUCUCUCUCUCUCAUCUGUUUCUGUAUUCUCUGCUUCCAUUCAGUCAUAUUCUCAUUUUUCUUUGCUGUUAUCAUCAUUUCUUGUUCAAUUUUUCUUUUUUCCUGAGAGUUGAGUUUUUCUUUAAAAAAAAAAAAAAUCAAAAUGGUACUGGAUAUGUUUAUCUCCAUCUUCACCGAGAUCAUUAAAGAUCCCAUCAUGCAAUUCGUUGUCGUUCCUAUCAAACGACACAUUAGUUAUCCUUUCACCUACAAGACAAAGGUUGAGAGGCUCCAGGAUGAGUCUCAGCAAUUGAACAGCAAAAGAGACAGGUUGCAGCAAUCAGUUGCUGAUGCUUCAAGAAGAGGGGAGGAGAUCUACGAUGACGUCAGCAAGUGGCUUAUCAGUGCGGGAAAAGCUAUUCAAGAAGCCGAGCAACUUAUCCAAGUCAAAGAACAAGCGAAGGAGAGGUGCUUCAUCGGUUUGUGUCCCAAUUUGAAGACGCGCUACCACCUCAGCAAGAAAGCAGAAAAGAAAGCUUCGUUGAUUGAUAAGCUUCGGAAUCAGGGUGGACUUGAACCAAUUGGCCACCCUCAACCUCCAAAGCAGAAAGUGGCCCCAUCUGUAUAUGAUCGUGAGGAACUGCCUUCGAGGAAGUCAAUUUUGAAGGAAAUAAUGGAUUCGCUGAGAGAUCCUAAUCUUAACAUGAUUGGUGUUUAUGGGAUGGGCGGGGUCGGUAAGACCACCCUAGCUAGGGAGGUCCAUAGACAAGCCCAAGAUGAUAAGUUAUUCGAUGUUGUGAUUUUUGUUGCUGUAUCACAAUCGCCAGAGCUCAGAAGAAUUCAAGCGGAGGUUGCUGAAGUCUUGGGUCUUGAUCUUGAUGAGGAGGGAAUCCUCCUAAGAGCAAAUCGACUAUAUGAGAGAUUGAAUAAAGAGAAGAUACUUAUCAUUCUUGAUGACAUUUGGACAAACCUUCAAUUAGAGGAAGUGGGAAUUCCAUUUGGGGCCGAUUGCAAGGGAUGCAAAAUAUUAUUGACUUCGAGGAGAAGAGAUGUGUGCCAUAGGAUGGGAGCGCAGAAAGUUUUGGAACUUGAAGUUCUACGAGAAGAAGAGGCAUGGAAUUUGUUUAAAUUCACCGUAUCUGUAGCUGAUGGCCAAGAACCUAAGUUACCUCCUUUAGCAGCUGAAAUUGCAAAAAAAUGUGCAGGAUUGCCGCUUCUCAUACUCAAAGUUGCUACAGAUUUGCAAAUGAAGGAGUCAUAUAUGUGGGAUGAUAAGCUGAAGCAACUUUCUGACUUGGAUAAUGAAGAAAUACAGAAAAAGGUGCACUUGGUUCUUAAGUUAAGCUACGACAAUUUGCCUCGCAGUGAACUCAGGUCGUUUUUCUUGCUUUGUGGUCUGUUUGGACAGUCUAAUAUUCAGAUCCAAAACUUGCUAAAAUAUGGUAUGGGUGUGGGUUUAUUUAAGCACAUAGCUACUGUUGAAGAAGCGAGAAACAAAGUAUAUACUUUGAUUGAUGAACUGAAAGCUGAGUGUUUACUGCUAGAUGGUGACAUGAAUGGAUAUGUGAAAAUGCAUGACACUGUUCGUGACACUGCCCUGUUAAUAGCUUCUAAAGAGCAACAUAUUUUUAUAGGCACAAGUGGUACUGGGUUGGGGGAAUUGCCAACCAAGGAUUGCACCAGAAUUUCAAUACCUUACUGUGAUAUCCAAGCACUUCCUCAAGGGAUGGAAUGCCCAAAAGCUGAUUUAUUGUCGGUCUUCACUGAAGAUCUUUCUUUGGAUAUCCCUCAAUUAAUUUUUGAUGGAAUUAGACGACUCAAAGUAGUGGAUUUUACAGGGAUGUGUUUCAUGUCUCUGCCUUCAUCACUUGGUUUCCUAACAAACCUUCAUUCCUUGUGCUUGCAUCGAUGCCAUCUGGAUGACAUAGCUAUCAUUGGAGAGCUAAAGCAACUAGAAGUUCUCAGUUUAGCAGAUUCCUAUAUUGUUGAGUUGCCCAGACAAAUAGAACAAUUAAGUAGACUAAAAUUACUGGAUAUCGGCAAUUGUUCCAAUCUUAAAGUCAUUCCAGCAAAUGUCUUAUCCAAGUUUUCCAUGUUAGAAGAAUUGUAUGUGAGCAACAGCUUUGUUGAAUGGGAGGCGGAAGCAAUCAGCAAUCAGGGGAAUGCAAACCUUGCUGAGUUGGAAGGGUUGUCUCACCUUAGAACUCUGGAAAUACAAGUUGUAGAUGCGAAGAUAAUACCAAAAGCCCUGUUCUUCAAUGGAUUGCAGAGGUAUAGAAUACUCAUAGGAGAUGUAUGGGACUGGCGUGUAAACUUUGAAACUUCAAGAACUCUAAAACUCAAGCUCAAGACAAGUAGUUACUUGGAGCAUGGGAUUAGAGUGUUGUUGAGGGAGACUGAAGAUCUGUAUUUAGAUGAAGUGAGGGGAAUUGAAAAUGUGUUGUAUGAUAUUGAUGGAGAAGGCUUUCCACGGUUGAAGCACUUCCACUUCCAAAAUGACGUUUUGAUUCAACGCAUUAUCAGCUCACCAAAAUGGGCUCCAUAUCCUGCCUUUCCCAUCCUAGAGUCCUUGUUUUUAGAAAAUUUAAUGAACCUGGAGACAAUUUGUCACGGUCAACUUGCACGAGGUUCAUUUAGCAAAUUAAGAACCUUAGAUGUUGGAAAAUGCCAAAGAUUAGAAGCUAUGAUAAUAGAUGAAUGUGAAUACAACAAUGAAGUGGUUGAGUUCAAUCAACUGCGCUCCUUGAAGCUAAAUGAUUUACCAAACCUCAGAAGCUUUUGCUGGAAAAGGAAGGUGGCUACAGGAACAGAAGCAAGACAAAAGCAAUUGACAGCCUGUCCACUUGAGGAAAUUGUGUCGGAGGAUGAGCUUGGUGCUGAAUUAUCACUUUUCAACAGAAUGGUUUCUUUUCCCAACUUGGAGGAAUUGCAAUUAACCUCAGUUGCUUGUGAAAGGAUAUGGAACGACCAACUUUCCGCAACAUGUUCAAACUUAACGAGUUUGAUUGUGUAUGAAUGCAACAAUUUGAAGCAUUUAUUCACAACUUCAAUUGUUAAAUGUCUUUUGCAGCUUAAAAAACUUAGGAUAAAAGAUUGUAAUUCCAUGGAAGAGAUAUUACUGACAGAGGAACUAGUAGAAGAAGAAGAGGAAGAGAGGAUAAAUAAGAAGAGGAAGAGGUAUUCAAUUGAAUUUCAGUGCCUUCAAGAAUUAACAAUAGAUGGGUGCAGAGCAUUGGUGACUUUCGUUGCCAAAACAGAUACGAAACGUAACACUGAAAUUCAACCACUCUUUGAUGAAAUGGUUUCUUUCUCUAAAUUGGAGGUACUGUACAUAAAAAAUAUGAACAACUUGAAAAAUAUAUGGCACAACCAACUGGCAGCUGAUUCCUUCUGCAAACUGAAAUCAUUGUCAAUUUUAUUUUGCCCAAGACUAGUGACUGUUUUUCCAUUGGCUGUCUUGGAAAGAUUCCAGAGAUUAGAGGAGUUGGAUUUAUGGUAUUGUGAUUCAGUGCAAGAGAUAUAUCAACUUCAAGGGUACAAUGUUAAAGAAGUAAAUGUUGCUGCAGCAUUUGAGCUAAGAGAUUUAUUUAUAGCAAAUUGUCACUCAUUGAAGCAUAUAUGGAGUAAGGAUCCACAAGGAGUUUUCACUUUUCAAAAUCUGGAAUCAGUUAAUGUUGGAUGGUGUAAUGUCCUGAAAAAUAUCUUUCCAGCCUCCAUAGCCCAAGGUCUUUUGAAACUUGAAAAGCUUGAAUUAAGAUGGUGUGAGGAAGUGGAGGAGAUAGUUGCACAGGAAGAAGGUGUAGAUCUGAAAAAUAUCUUUCCUCAGUUGCACACUCUUAUAUUUUCACAUCUACCAAAACUAAGGAGUUUCUAUUCAGGAGGGACACAUACUUUUGAGUGGCCGAAAUUGAAAUGUUUGAAAGUGGAAAAUUGUGACAAAGUGAGGAAAUUCGGUUCAGAUGAAAAAGAAGUAGGCCAAGAAAGCAUCCCAAUUGAAAAACCUCUCUUUUUCUUGGGAAAGGUUAGUCCCAAAUUGGAGGAAUUGACAUUGGAGCACAAGGACUUGAGUGCGAUACAACAUGGUUUAUCACCAUUUCAGUGUUUUUCCAAACUCAGAGUUCUAAACUUGCUCUCUCUGCGGGAUGAAUCACGUCCUUUUCUAAUCCUUCUCCUUAAAAGAGUAUCCCAUCUGGAUAAAAUUUCUGUAUCAUACUCUUAUUUAGAAGAGUUAUUCUCACAUGAAGGACUUGUUGGGGAGGAGGAAGAUGCUAUUGCUAGGAUACUUACACGGGUGAAAAACUUGGAGUUACACUCUCUUGAUAAUUUGAAGUGUAUUUGGAAUCAAGAUUCCCGAGUACAACCGCGUCUUCAAUGUCUUCAGACUCUGAAAGUAAUUUAUUGCGGUAGUUUGAUCAACGUAGCACCGUCAUCAUCAUCAUCUUUCCUCAGACUAACAACUCUUGAAGUGAAUUCAUGUGGAAGGUUGAAAAACCUGAUAAUGGCAUCCACAGCCAAAAGUAUGGUUCAACUCUCCAAAAUGAUCAUAAAAAAUUGCGAAAUGAUGACAGAAAUAGUAGCAAGUGAUGGAGAUCAUAACGAGGAUGAAAUUAUUUUCUGCAAAUUGAAAUAUUUGGAACUUAGUGGUUUAAGUAGUCUCACCAGCUUUUGCACAGGGAAUCACGUAUUCAAUUUUCCAUCUUUAGAAAUCGUUAUUGUCAAAAAAUGCUUUCGGAUGAAGAAAUUCUCUGGAGGAUUCUUAAUCACACCAAAGCUACGGGGAAUAAGACUGAACAAAUACGCAGAUAAACAACAUUGGGAAGGAAACCUUAAUGAGACCAUAGCAUGUCAGUUAACAAAUAUGCAGGUUGGCACAGAUUUUCAAGUAUCCAAGUUUCCUGAGCUCUGGAAUGGCAAAAUCCAAGGAAAGCUCUUCCACAAUGUAGAAUGCCUAACCGUGGACGCAUGUACAUUUACUUCCAAUGCCAUAUCGGCCCAUUUGUUACAGUUCUUGAACAAGUUGAGACAGAUAAAUGUAACGGACAGUGAUUCACUAGAAGUAGUAUUUGACUUGGAAGGGCUAUCUUCUGAUAAUGGGCUGCUACCUCGAUUAAGUGAAUUGAAGUUAAUGAAUCUACCUAUGCUGAGACAGUUAUGGAACAAGCAUCCUCAGGUAAUUUUGGACUUCAAGAACCUAAGAUUGCUCCAAAUUGAAAAUUGUAGCAGCUUGAAGUAUAUAUUUACUGGGUCAAUGGCAUUGUGCCUCUCGCAACUUCAAGAGGUAGAGCUGAAAUAUUGUAACAUGAUGGAAGGAAUAAUAGAAGUAGAGGAAGCUAAUAAGAUGAUAUUUCCCUCAUUGAAGUCCAUGAUCCUUGAAUGUUUGCCUAAAUUUUCAAAUUUUUGUUCAAGAAGUAGUAAUCUGGAAUGUCCAUCAUUGAAAAAGAUGAGCAUAUAUGACUGUCCAAGCAUGAAGACAUUCUUUUCCACACUACUACGGGAACAAAAACCAAAAGGAAAUGGUGAAGGGAGGGAGCAAAGACAAGACAAGGAAGAGUUCGAUGUCCCUUUUAGCCAUAAGAUGUUUCCCAAAUUGGAAGAGUUGUCAUUAGACAGCAAAUCUGUCAUGAUGCUGUUGCAAUCUGAAUUCCCAACAGAGUUCUGUUCCAAACUAAAAGUUGUUGAGCUGCGCUUCUUUCCAGACAAAUCUUGUGCUUCUCUAUUUCGUUUCCUUCCAAAAUUACCCAAUCUUGAAGAACUCGGCGUUCGUGACUCUUCUCUUGAGGAGCUAUUUGUAUUAAAAGGACUCGGUGGUGACCAGAAAGAUACCAUUACACCCUCACGGAUAAGAGCUUUAAAGCUCAACAAUCUUGGUGAUUUGAUUAAUUUAGCACUAUCAUCUGCAACUUUCCAAAAUUUAACAACUCUUGAAGUUAGUAAUUGCAAUGGAUUGAAAAAUAUGGUGACGUCAACAGCAGCCAAAAGUAUGGUUCAACUUGAGAUAUUGACUGUAAAUUCUUGUGAUAUGUUGAUGGAAAUAGUAGGAGGUGAACACCGUGAAACAACGGAAGAGAUUGUUUUCACCAAAUUGAAAACAUUAGAACUUGAAAAUUUACAGAGCCUCACAAGCUUCUGUUUGGGCUGUUACACUCUCAAAUUCCCAUCUUUGGAACAAGUAACUGUUGUAGAAUGCCCCAACUUGAGGAUUUUCAAUCCUGGAGUGUUAAGCACGCCAAAGCUACAGAUUGUAGGAGUGGCGUGGGGAAAAUUUCAUUGGGAAAGCGAUCUCAAUGCCACCAUUGAACAGUUGUAUGAGAGAGCGAUCGGAUUUGAAGGCAUCAGUCAUGUGAAACUCUCCAACUUUCCGAUGCUGAAAGAAAAUUGGAACUGCCAAUUUCCAUUCAAGCGCUUGAGGUAUUCAAAAAGUUUGUUGGUGGACGAGUGUGCAUUUUUCUCAAAUGCCAUAUCAUCAAAUCUACUGAAGCACGCGAAUUACAAUUUGAAAGAGCUGGCUGUUGAGAGAUGUGAUUCAGUAGAAAAAGUGUUUGAUCUGGAAGGGCUAAAUGCCGAUGAAGGUCAUCAUGGGCUAACAAGAAAUUUAAAUGAAUUGCGGUUAAUUGAUUUGCCUAGGUUGAGGCACGUGUGGGACAAGGAUCCUCAAGGAUUUUUGAGCUUUAAAAACCUAAAAUUUCUGCAAGUUCAUAAUUGCAGCAACUUGGCUAAUAUAUUUACUCUGUCCAUGGCUCUGGGUCUCGUAAAUCUCCAACAUAUGGAAGUAAAAAGAUGUAGAAUGGUGGAACAUAUCAUCAGGAAAGAAGCAGACUAUGAAAUAGGAAGGGACAGGACCAUAUUUCCAUCAUUGCACUCCAUUAGUAUCGAGUGUUUGCCCAACUUGUCAUGUUUUUAUUCUGCAAGAGAUGUUCUGAAAUGCCCAUCCUUGAAAAAAAUUGAUGUGGUUAACUGUCCAAAGAUGGAAUUAUUAGCUUCAGCAGUUCGCUAUGAACAAGAUUCAAGCGUGAUUGUUGAGGGAAGUGAAGAAUCUGUUUACAAUGGAGAUGUCGAUAUUUCCAUGGCUGCUUUUUUUGAUGGCAAGGUUGCAAUCCCAAGCUUAGAAGAAUUGAAAGUGGAAUGGAAAACCAUGAAGGAUAUGUGGCCAGAAAAAUUUCAAUCCGUGUUCUUGUCUGGACUGAAAGGCAUUGAGCUGACAUGUUAUCCUGGUGGAUGUGAACUUUUGCCAACCGAUUUCUUUCAAAUUUUAAUCAAUCUGGAGAAACUUGUUUUGAGAGAUGCUUCAUUUGAAGCAGAACAUGAAGCAAACAUUGGUGAGCAAGUACAUCCCGAAUCAUGUAAGGUGCCAAUGCUCAAGCAUCUGAUGGAGAAAGACUCCCAGCAAGUCCCAGCUUCUCAAUAUCUGGAGACAGAAGCAAUGGAUUGUGGCAGAUUGAAAAUUUUACUGCCAUUCACUCUUUCUUUCGAAAAUUUAACAACUCUGGAGGUAUCAAAUUGCCAAGGUCUAAUAAAUCUAAUGACUUCAAUUACAUCUAGAAGUCUUGUGCAACUUAGAAGAAUGAAGGUAGAGAAAUGUGAAAUGAUGCAAGAAAUUGUAGCGAGUGAAACAGAUGAUGAAGAAGAACAGAUUUGCUUCAGUCAACUACAAUAUUUGGAGCUUCAUGAUCUACCACGCCUCACAAGCUUUUGCUCUGCUAAUCCUGCCUUCAAUUUCCCAUCCUUGGAGGAAGUGAUCAUUAGAGCAUGUCCCAAUAUGAAGAUUUUUGCUAAAGAUGUUUUAAGCACUCCAAAACUACGGCAAGUUCAAACCGGAAAACAUAAAUAUGAAUGGGAAUGGGAAGGCAGCCUUAAUAACACCAUUGAAGCAUUAGUUGCACAUACGAAUGCUGAAGAAACAGGGGAGGCCAGCGUUCAUAUGCAUGAGCUCCAGUGAGGCUGAUGUUCCAUGUGAUUUGUGACAUAUUAGACUUAAUUGUCCUUUUGAGGGUACAUGGUGAAUUGGUUCUCUUAUGGCUGAAGUCUUUCAUUCAUGAGGAAGUGUUAGAUAUGAAAGAUGAAGAUCAGCAAAGGCACGCCAAUGUACUGGACAUGGCAGGCUGGGAUAGUUGUAUUUAUGCUCUGGUUCUUGAAAGAGUUCCGGCCUCUUCAAGAAUUCCAUGUGGAAACGCUGUUCUUGCUAAUCAAGUUCGGUGCAGCCGUCUCUUGUACUAGGACAUUCUAUUUCUAUUCCGGUAUUCAAACUUAAAUUUCAAUCUCCCUCUAGGAAAUGGAAAAACAGAAAUUGUGGGAUAACAGAAAACAGGCGAUUUAUGCAUACUUUCAAUCCUGAAAAUUAACCUGCGUCAGUUUUGUUCU
Molecule: messenger RNA, 8559 nt
Organism: Hevea brasiliensis (rubber tree)
Lineage: Eukaryota; Viridiplantae; Streptophyta; Magnoliopsida; Malpighiales; Euphorbiaceae
Exons: 10
Coding region: 365-8137 (2590 amino acids)
Molecular function (GO): ADP binding; ATP hydrolysis activity
Source: RefSeq, a predicted model, not a curated record